AUGGCGGUCAAAGGUGAAAAGCGAGGUCGCCGGGUGACCGGACUGGGGUUGCUAAUAAAUGGGUGUCUUCAUGAUCCUUUAGAUGAAAACGAAGUGCGUGAAAAACCCUGGCUUUCAACUUCAGACCAUGCAAGAGUUUUACAAGACCUGAGUGCUGUGAUCCUGGACAAGAGAUUCUUGAGCAAAGUGUCAUAUUACCUGAAUUACAGAACCACUGCUGACAUAGAAGUGUUCCACCAGUUAAUUUUGAUGUACUGUGCAAAGAGGUUUGCAUAUACACCGCCUGUGUACAGAAUCCGCAACCUAUUGGCAGCUAUCGACCACAACUACCACAGCAACAGACCUCUGAAAACCAACAAAGAUGGAGAAAUAAGGUAUCAAAGAUGCUACAACAAAAAAAGCAAGCGCUGGUCAGUCUUUCCAGAGAAAGUAGCCAAGACCUAUGGCUACGUUCCAGAGAUUGCAGAAAUGCUGUACAAAAAACGGAUUAAGGAUAAAGAAGGAAUGGGCAAAAAAAUGGUCUUGGAAGAAGGUGAUCCAAGAAGACUGGCAAAACACUUGGCCCCAGAAUCCCCUCCAUCUACCUCAGCAAUUGUUCAGGCCAAACAGACCAGGUUCAAGAGAAAAUGAAAUUGAACUGAAAAAGAAGUACUUGGUACUUUAAUUGUUUGAACAGAGCAACAAUAAUGUUGAUAUUAGAUGUAUUGUUUAUGAUCAAUUCUCAAUAACAUUGAUGUCACAUGCAUUGUCUUUCUGAUUUACAUUGAGUAUGAUGUGAGUGAAAAAGUGUAUAUUUAAUAGAUUUAAGCACCACCUUUUUAUGCCUUCAGAUCGAAUGAUCGGGGUAUAAUGUUUUUGGCCUGUCUUUCAUCAUGGUAUGUGUGUGUCUGUCUGUCAUUGUACGUGUGUGUCUGUCAUUGUAUGUGUGUGUCUGUCCCUAAUUUUUAUGCCCCCCUUCGAAGAAGAGGGGGUAUAUUGCUUUGCUCAUGUCGGUCGGUCAGUCGGUCCGUCCACCAGGUGGUUGUCAGACGAUAACUCAAGAACGCUUGAGCCUAGGAUCAUGAAACUUCAUAGGUACAUUGAUCAUGACUCGCAAAUGACCCCUAUCGACUUUGAGGUCACUAGGUCAAAGGUCACGGUGACCCAAAAUAGUAAAAUGGUUUCCAGAUGAUAACUCAAGAACGCUUAGGCCUAGGAUCAUGAAACUUGAUAGGUAGAUUGAUCAUGACUCGCAGAGGACCUCUAUUGAUUUUCAGGUCACUAGGUCAAAGGUCAAGGUCACAGUGACCCAAAAUAGUAAAAUGGUUUCCGGAUGAUAACUCAAGAACGCUUAGGCAUAGGAUCAUGAAACUUGAUAGGUAGAUUGAUCAGGACUCGCAGAUGACCCCUAUUGAUUUUCAGGUCACUAGGUCAAAGGUCAAGGUCACGGUGACAAAAAACAUAUUCACACAAUGGCUCUCACUACAACGGAGAGCCCAUAUGGGGGGCAUGCAUGUUUUACAAACAGCCCUUGUUAAACUUUGCCAUAACUUUUGCAAUAUUGAUGAUAGCAACUUGAUAUUUGGCAUGCGUGUCUAUCUCGUAUAGCUGCAUAUUUCGAGUGGUGAAAGGUCAAGGUCAUCCUGCAAGGUCAAAGAUCAAUGUAGAAUAUAUGGGUGGGGGCGUUGUGUUUCACAAACACAGCUCUUGUUGAAAUAUAUAAUAUUCUCAAGUUUGAAAUUUCAUUCUUGUUGUUAAAAAUCUAUUUAUCUGAAAUCAUAAAAAAUAUUUAGUCUUACUUGGAUUGCUUGUUCAGGCAGGUAUCCAUCAAUGAUUUUUACAUGGUUAUGGCCAUUUUUUGACUUGGACUUUUCAUUGUGAACGUUUAAGCCAAGGUCCCUGUCUAGGCAACUUUAAAGUUCUUUGGUUCACAUUAUGUUAUCCACACAAGGGAACACAUUUGUCAAGGCUAGGUAACCCUACAAUUAAUGGUCGCUACUUUUUUAUCUAACACUGGAAAAAGUGGAAGACGCUGGGAGUAGAAGGCUGUUUUAAAGUUGGUGGCAACCUUGAUUAAUUGUUGAUGUAAGGAGUCCCUAUUAGUUAUUGAUUUGAUGAAAUGGUGUCAAAUGAUGAUGUACUUUCAGUGCAUUUUUGUGUUUGAGUUAAGGGGUUUCAAGACCAGAGGAUAAAUUAUUUUGUGAAUAAGGUUCAUUGCGAAAGGCAUAUGGUAUUGGAAGAAGCCAGGGCCAGUCAUAUCAAACAUCCUACAACAUUGGCACCAUGCGAUGCAAUUUUCAAAGUGCCAUAAAUAUGUAACCGUCACAUUUAUAAUUACUUUUGUUGCACAUUUUCAAAUUAGCUGUCAAAUAUCCUUUAUAUUUGAAACAAACAGAUCAAAAUAACUUAUAUUUUAAUAUUUCAAAAUUCAAUCGUAAGUUAACCUUGUAGUACUGUCUUUGAUUAGACAGACCCCCAGAUUAGCAAUAGCUCGGGUGAGUUGUGAAUGAUAUUCAUUGGUGUAAUGAUUUAAUAUGUUAUUAAAUAUUUCUGCUUGUAAUUGACAUGAUAUACAGUAAUUAUUUUGUUCUAAAAACAACUCCUAUUUUAUCAUUUAUGUUAGCCUUUAUUGUUGUUGCUUGCUGACUGAAUACAGAAUUAAUUGCAAUGUAUAUUUUGCAACCAUUGUCUUUUGGUUUCUGUGGAAAUGUGUUUAUUUUUUUUUACAUAAUUUCAUUCAAAAUAUAAGUAAAAAAACGAAGUUCAAACAUAGUUACAUAGACCAUGGAUAUCAAUUAACAUUUUGAACACAUGAGCCAAACUUUUUGUAAAGAUGAUAAAAUAUUUUUUCUAAAAACAUUUGAGCGCAUUACAAAUUUUAUGGGCAAAGGCUACUCAGCUCGAGGUAAUAUUUAUAUCCUUGUAGUAGACAUUAUAAAAAAAUAACAUACAUGUUACCUUUGUUGUAAUUUUGUCAAACAUUCAUCUUGACUUUAUAUGCUCUUAGCAUUGAAUCUUUGUAUGCAGCGUUCCAAACAAAACUAGAUAAAAUUACUUAAAUAAGUCAGAAGCAAUUGCAAAGCAGUUUGAUACUUGAAUUUUCUGUCUUAAGUUACUGAAAUUGCAUGUUAUUUGUAAUGACUGUGCAUAUAUACUUAUGUAGUGGUUAACAUGUUGAUAUUCUU
This is a messenger RNA of Dreissena polymorpha, 3164 nucleotides long. RefSeq lists its product as uncharacterized. The transcript has 4 exons. Lineage: Eukaryota; Metazoa; Mollusca; Bivalvia; Myida; Dreissenidae. The coding region runs from base 1 to 630 and encodes 209 amino acids. The record is from RefSeq and is a predicted model, not a curated record.